This is a messenger RNA of Tachyglossus aculeatus (Australian echidna), 1563 nucleotides long. RefSeq names its product basic proline-rich protein-like. The record is from RefSeq and is a predicted model, not a curated record. Bases 1 to 1563 code for a protein of 520 amino acids. Lineage: Eukaryota; Metazoa; Chordata; Mammalia; Monotremata; Tachyglossidae. The transcript has 4 exons.
AUGGCGGCGGGGCGGGGGGCCGUUCCGGCUCUCUUUCGGGAGAGGCCUCCCCCCCGUCCCCUCCCCGGCCCGACGGGAACGAGGAUGACCGUCGCGCUAUCCGUCGGGCGCCGACCCGAGCGGACGCGGUCCCCCUCCGACCCGGGAUUCCCCGUCUCCGUUUCGCGGAAGAGGGAGCCGGGGCCCGGAGAGGCGAGGCCCCCCAGCCAACCCCAGCUCUCACCCGAGGAUCGGAACCCACGACCUUCUGACUCCGGGCCCGGGAUCUACCCACGAGGCCGCCGUCGGGGGAGCCUACCGAGCGCCGCGGGGCUCGGCCUAGGGAGGAAGACGAGGGUCCCGGGGGGGAUUAACACUCCCGACAGCGGAGUCCGGGCCGCCUCGACUCGGCCGCCGGGCCCGGGGGUGACCCGGGUCCCGACCCUCCGACCUCCACGGGGGUCUGUCUCUCCCACUCCCCCCGGGCACCGCUCGGUACGCAGCCCGGCCUCGGGCCUUCCCGUCCGGAUCCCGGAGCCCGCUUCCCGCCUGUGGCGUUUACACGUGUUUCCGGGCGACGAGGCAGGAGGUCGCCCCGACGUUCAGGCGAUCGCGGAUUUAUCCCGGAUAAAUCCAGGAGGGGACGGGAACGGGGCCGGCGGCGGGUCGAUGUUUUUCCAACUCCUCCUUGGGUCCCACGUUCCCUCGGCGUUCCGAGCGCGAUCGCGUGGCCCAGCCGGCUUCGAGGCUGACGUUCCCCCCCGCCGCCGAGGCCCUGAACCCCGAGCGGUGUAUUUGUUCUCCCCUUCCCGGAUUAUCGGGGGGUCCCGUCAGGUGGAAGGAGCGGGGAACGGCGCUGCUGACCGGCGUCGGGCCCGGAGGAGAGAGGAGGCGACCGGUCCCUCGCCUUAUCGGAGGGGCCGGGGCGGCUGCGGCGACCUCCCCCGGGAGAGGGUCUCGGCGGGUUUCCGGGGGGUCGGCCCGGCUGUUCCAAUUCCCCCGGUUCUCCCGGUCCCUCUUUCUCCCCGGGCUUCUUCCGGAUGUUUCAUCUGGGCGGGCGGGCGAGGGACAAAGAGACAAGUGAUAACAGGGUCCCCUGACCUCCACCAAGUCAGCGUCGGACUAAUUAUUGCCAGGAACCGUGCGGCGGCGUCCCCGUGGUUCUGCCCCCGGCCCCUCCCCUCGGGCGCGGAUUGGCGGUCCCCCGCCCCGCCCCCGGCCGCGGAUUGGCCCCCGGUCACGUGGCCCGCCGGGGGGGGGGCGGGGCCCCGCGGGGGUGACCACUGGCCCGCCCGGGCCCCGGGCCCCGCAUUCGCGGGACCCCCGGGACCCCGCCACUGUCGCCCCCGCCGCUGCCCUCACACAGCCCCCAAAUCCCACACACCCCCGGGACCCCCACCAGCGGUGACCCCUGACCCCUGCCCAGACACCCUGGGGCCCCCCAACUCCAGCCCCCAAAUCCCACACACCCCCGGGACCCCCAUCAUUGGUGACCCCGACCCCUGUCCAGACACCCUGGGCCCCCACAAACCCAUCCCCCAAACCCCGCACGCUCGCGGGACCCCCACCAGCAGUGACCCCUGA